AUGGAGCUGAACCACAUUAGCGUCGUUCAAGUACCCAGAAUCGCCGCAGUUUCUACGUCUUCUCCCUUCUCGAAUCGGAUCGUCCUCGGCGUCAAGGAAAACCUUAAAUGGACUUCUCAGUUUGUAUUUUAUCUUUCUUUUUGUUAAAAAUUUCUAGCCUUUUUCAUAGCUCAUAAUUAUUACCGGGGUAUUUGAAGGAGCAUAACAUUCGAAAAGUCUCGAAGCGACGAGUUAUGUCGAGCGUUGCUUAUAGAAAACUUCCGCGCUUUUGAACACUCAAAUAGAGAUAAGCGUUUUCGAUCCCAAUAUAUCUUGACCGAAGAGCGCUCCAAGAUCUUCAGUAGCCUGAGAUAGCAGUUUUGUUGAUAAGAAUGAUCCCGUUUGGUCAAUAUUUAUUCCUACCCCCAAGAAUAACGAAAAGUUAGCGAUAAUGCCAUGAAAGACUGCCAAGGCAAUUAAAUUUCAACGAUAAAACCGUUGUUACAAAGAUAAGAGAGAUAAGCUGUAAGCUGCCAAUGAACGUCUUCUGCGUUUAUCAUUGGAAUCGGCCGCGUGCUUGCAAUCUUGUUAUUUUUUUUUGCCUCCCGAGAGGUCUUUAUAAUUCCAAUAACUUUCCUUGGAACUCGGACAAUUUAUUUCAUCCCUACGAAAGGUGUAAGAGGAGUAUUCUCGGACGGUCUGGUUUUCAUUUGAAAAUCUGAAUUCAGAUGGCCAUCAUUCUUGAAAUUCCGAUUGAGAAAGUUUUUGACAUGUUUGUACAGCAUAUCAUUGGAAAAAAUUUUUGCCGAGAAACUAACCUUUUGUGGUCGCGAGAGGCGUGGCCGGAGAGAAACUAUCGGAUACGAUUUAUGACUCUCAAACUGUUGCAUGAUUCAAUUAGCCUUCGCCUCCUAGUACACAAAUCACCCAAUGUCAUUCGGUUCUCUCACUAAGUUAGUCUUUUUUGGUUUCGACUCCUUAAUCUUGCACCUUUUCUUUCUCUCGAACUAGCCGGAAAUAUUAUUGGAUCUUUGGAGCUUAUUUUCACAAAUCUCCGUUUUUAUAUCUUUUUCUGCGCUUUUUGAGAAUAACCUCUAAUUACCUUCCCAAUUAUAAACAUGUACUCUUUCGAAUUUCUUACUUUUCGAGUUUUUCAGCAACCCAAAAAGAAUGGGGUCAGCCCUCCAGACUCACCAGUUCACCGUCCUUCUCCUUCUACUGCAGGUUUGUUCAUCAAAACACGAAGUUUUCAAAGCUUUGAGCCGGUUUUUUUUCCUGACUGUAAUUAAGGAGUGCAAAGCUUUAAAAAAAUAAUGACAGUCUCCUCUGUCGAAUAGUAUUAAAAGGUGAUUUUUGACUUUUGAGACAUUUUAGGGAAGUGGCUUGCGGUCCCUAACUGUAGUGAGCAAAGAUUCUUCUUUCUUGUGGAACUUUAUACAGCUUUUUUAAGAUAACUUUUUUUGUACUGUUUGCCAAAUUCGGCAAAUAUGCUCGGUCGGCGAUGCCGGACGCUACCCCGCAAGACCUCGAAGGAGCCCGCAUGACCAGCCUCUAUCCAAGUUAUUAUUUCAUUUUCUGCGUUUGAAAAAAAGAACAUUUUCAGUGUUCCAAGACACUCACGUGAUGAUUUUCAUCGGAUUCGGAUUCCUCAUGACUUUCUUGAAGGUUGACUCAAAAGAGGAGGGAAACUCAAGCGAGAUCUUUGCAGAGGUACGGCUUCUCGGCCGUUUCGAUCAACCUACUGCUUGCCUCGUUCACCAUUCAAUGGGCGAUGCUCAUCCGCGGCUUCUUGUCCCUUGAAGAUGGUCACUUCACAAUCUCUCUGGAACAGUUAGCUUUAUUUUUUUUUUUCAUCAAGAUUAUAGUCAAGGAUGGCUUCAAUGGAACACAUCUGAUCUAAAUAUUGGAAACAGCAUAUUCACAGCGAAAUAUCAAACUUAAUGUUUGGUGAUUUUCAUGAAAGCCUCAUGGCUCAGACUUGAACAGGACAAAUAAAAAAAAGUUUUUUUUCAGGCUUUUGACGGCUGAUUUUGCGUCGGCUGUCAUCCUCAUCUCUAUGGGUGCCAUGCUUGGAAAACUUUCACCGAUGCAAUACAUUCUGAUGUCCCUUCUGGAGACGCCUGUCGCCAUCGUCACCGAACACGUCGUUCUGCAUCACUUUCACGUGCUUUUUUGGUCCGAAGCGUAAAGUUAUUUCCAUUUUUCAGGUCAACGACGUCGGAGGAUCGAUCAACGUCCACAUGUUUGGAGCCUACUUUGGACUCGCCUGCGCCAAGGCGUUUGCGAAAAAGCCGCAAAGAGGCCACGAAAACGAGGGCUCCACCUACCACACUGACAUCUUCGCCAUGAUCGGCUCCGUUUUCCUGUGGAUCUUCUGGCCUUCGUUCAACGCCGCAGUCGCCGCCACAGAAGAAGCUCGUCAGCGAGCCGUUGCCAACACUUUUCUCUCACUCGUCGCCUGCACCGUCAUGACUUUCAUCGUGUCGCAAGCUCUGGACAAACAUGUGUGUCGAGGAAUAGUCGCUCUGUUGUGAAACUCAAAGUUUGUAGCGCCGUUUCGACAUGGUGCACAUUGCCAACUCGACGUUGGCGGGUGGAGUUGCUGUCGGAACCGUCGCCAACGUCGUCGUCGAGCCUUACCACGCGCUCUUGAUCGGUGCGGCGGCUGGAACCAUCUCCGUCAUUGGCUACAAGCUCAUCACGGUGAAUCAAGAUUAUAUAAAAAUGAGAGAAUUGACGACUGUAUAGCCUCGGAAACUGAAUUCUAGUCUUUCGCUAAACGAUUCCGAUUGUUCAGCCGUUCUUGUCCAACAAGCUGGGAGUUCACGACACUUGUGGAGUUCAUAACCUUCAUGGAAUGCCCGGAGUACUGUCUGGACUGGUCUCUGUUCUUUUGCUUCUGACCGGAAACCCCAAGGUAGAACUGGGAACGACGUGAGUAACCGAUGACUAGAUUAAAGAAAACACGUGUUUUUUGAAGCUACUCGGUUGUCUAUCCAGCAAUGGAUGAGCAAGGUCAGAACAUCUCCGCCUCCGCUCAAGCAGUCAACCAACUGGUCGGCGUCGGAAUCGUCCUUCUUGUUUCCGUAGUUUCUGGCUUUAUCACCGGUUCGUGAGAAUUUUGUGUAGUUUAUAGAUUCAACGAGAAAUUUUAGGUUUCAUCCUAAGACUGAAAAUUUGGAACCAGGUCCGUGAUACCGAAUAUUUUGCCGACGGAGACUUUUUCGAAACGCCCGGCGACUACGAUUUCACUUCUCGAGUAAGCCCAAAAUGAAAAAAAAAACUCAAUUGUUACUUCAGAUUAUUUCUUCCAUCGACCGCGUAGAGGUCAACGAAUACCAGCCGUUGCCCCAGAAAACCGUCUAA
Molecule: messenger RNA, 3345 nt
Organism: Caenorhabditis auriculariae
Lineage: Eukaryota; Metazoa; Nematoda; Chromadorea; Rhabditida; Rhabditidae
Source: the annotation of a GenBank genome assembly